Messenger RNA from Bradysia coprophila, 472 nucleotides. RefSeq lists its product as uncharacterized. The record is from RefSeq and is a predicted model, not a curated record. Lineage: Eukaryota; Metazoa; Arthropoda; Insecta; Diptera; Sciaridae.
CAUCAGUUGACUCGUUAACGUUAAAAGCUAAAGGUAAAUCUAACUCAAGACAUAAAUAUCGACAAUACUUAAAUAAUUCAACGAUGAAGUUACUUAUUGCAAUUUUAUUUUUCCAAUUCACUGUGUCCAUUCAUACCAACCCAAUAACAGAACCCACUCUAGAUUGUAUAGUGCCACUAGUUGCACUAGCUGGUGCAGCAGCGUUCGGAGCGUAUGGCGGCUCACUGGGCUCUGGAUUUACAGGCCAAUAUCCAUAUAAUGCAGGAGCGGCGUAUGGUGGUCCCUAUAAUAGUGUAAAUUAUGGUGGAAAUCCAUAUUAUGGCGGAAAUGCAUAUUAUGGCGGAAAUGCAUAUUUUGGCGGUAGUCCCUACUACGAAUCUUAUUACUAUUAAACUUCGCUGACAAUAUUACUAAGAAAAAUGUAUUUAUUUUGUAGAUUAUAGGAUUAUCUUUUCUAUGUAGCAUAAAAAUU